Messenger RNA from Cavia porcellus (domestic guinea pig), 1050 nucleotides. RefSeq names its product NSA2 ribosome biogenesis factor (gene Nsa2). The coding region runs from base 143 to 925 and encodes 260 amino acids. NCBI's taxonomy places the organism in Eukaryota, Metazoa, Chordata, Mammalia, Rodentia, Caviidae. The record is from RefSeq and is a predicted model, not a curated record. The transcript has 6 exons. Gene Ontology annotation, biological process: maturation of LSU-rRNA; maturation of 5.8S rRNA. Gene Ontology annotation, cellular component: preribosome, large subunit precursor; nucleolus.
UGCUCUUCACUCGGCCGUUUUAGAGGGUAACUCUUUCCUGUUUCCUAGUGCGCGGAGGUAGCUGGUAGGUCUGUGAGACCCCAAAGAUAGGACUUUUCUUCUCACGCCCGAGGCCGCCCCUGGUGGCUCUGCAGCUGUCACUAUGCCACAAAAUGAAUACAUUGAAUUACACCGCAAACGGUAUGGGUAUCGUUUGGAUUAUCAUGAGAAAAAAAGAAAGAAGGAAAGUCGAGAGGCUCAUGAACGUUCAAAGAAGGCAAAGAAAAUGAUUGGCCUGAAGGCUAAACUCUACCAUAAACAGCGCCACGCAGAGAAAAUACAAAUGAAGAAGACUAUAAAGAUGCAUGAAAAGAGAAACACCAAACAAAAGAAUGAUGAAAAGACCCCACAAGGAGCAGUACCUGCCUAUCUGCUGGACAGAGAGGGACAGUCUCGUGCAAAAGUACUUUCCAAUAUGAUUAAACAAAAACGUAAAGAAAAGGCGGGAAAAUGGGAAGUCCCUCUACCCAAAGUUCGUGCCCAAGGAGAAACAGAAGUAUUAAAAGUUAUUCGAACUGGCAAGAGAAAAAAGAAGGCAUGGAAGAGGAUGGUUACUAAAGUCUGCUUUGUUGGAGAUGGUUUUACAAGAAAACCACCUAAAUAUGAAAGGUUUAUUAGGCCAAUGGGCUUACGUUUCAAGAAGGCCCAUGUAACACAUCCUGAACUGAAAGCCACCUUUUGCCUGCCAAUACUUGGUGUGAAAAAAAAUCCUUCAUCGCCACUGUAUACAACUUUGGGUGUUAUUACCAAAGGUACAGUGAUUGAGGUGAAUGUAAGCGAGUUGGGCCUCGUGACCCAAGGAGGCAAGGUUAUUUGGGGUAAAUAUGCCCAGGUAACCAACAACCCUGAGAAUGAUGGAUGCAUCAAUGCAGUCCUACUGGUUUGACACUUACUGAAGACUACAGACUGAUCAGGAAAACCUAUUACGGGAAAUACAACUUUUAUAAUUGCAGUCAUCAAGAGAACUAUUUAUUAAAUUGUAAAAACAUUAAAAUGGCCCAGUUUUACAAA